AUGCUACUACCUGCACUUCUUGCUGUCGUUGGAAUAUCCGUCGUCCUGGCAUUCGAUAAUUCAAGAUACGAUAAUACCGUUGUGUACUGGGGGCAGAACUCGUAUGGCGCGGCUCACCUCAAUGAUACGGCAAACUAUCAACAAAGGCUGUCUUUCUAUUGUAAUGAUGACGCGAUCGAUGUCUUUCCACUGGCAUUCCUCAACGUAUUCUUUGGAACAGGGGAUCUGCCCUCAAUGAACCUCGCCAACACCUGCAAUACCGUCGAUAACACCACUUUCCCUGGGACGGCUUUGCCCGACUGUUCCUUACUGGCCACAGACAUCGCCACUUGCCAAGCCAAAGGAAAGAUCGUAACACUCAGUCUGGGUGGAGCGACUGGUUCCGUAGGAUUCAGCUCUGACGCCCAGGCCGUUCAAUUCGCAAACACAGUUUGGAACUUGUUCCUUGGAGGCACUUCAGACGCUCGGCCUUUUGGUAGUGCAAUUUUAGACGGUGUCGACCUGGACAUCGAAGGCGGGACAUCUUCAAGUUAUCCAGCGUUUGUGAAUGAAUUAAGGGCAUUGGCUACCGGCGCGUCGAAGCGGUAUUAUAUUACUGCUGCGCCGCAAUGCGUUUUCCCAGAUGCUGCGUUGAGCGGUGUUCUCAAUGCUGCUAGCUUCGAUGCAAUUUAUGGUUCCAGGUACUUCUACAACAACCCUUGUGGUCUGACGAACUUUGGGAAAGCCUCGAAUUGGAACUUUGGAAUCUGGGAUCAAUGGGCCCGUAACACGAGCCUCAACCCCGAUGUCAAGGUCUAUAUUGGUGCGCCGGCUUCAUCGACUGCUGCUGGAUCAGGAUACGUCGACAUCGGAACUCUCAGCAGUAUUGCUGUGCAGAUGCGGAACAGUUUCCCGUCUUUCGGAGGCGUGAUGCUCUGGGAUGCUUCACAAGCUUAUGCGAAUGAUCGCUAUGACUUGACCAUAAAGGGAGCCCUUGCCGCGGCCGGUGGAGUGGGAUUCACUUAUCCAGCCUGUUCCGCCACGAAUUACUCCGCUGGAAGCGUCUAUAUAGCAUCCUCGACAGUAUCGUACAACGGAUAUAUAUGGGAGGCAAAGUGGUGGACUCAGUCGGUACCUGCGAGCAAUCCUAAUGGAGAUUGGAGUGCUAUUAGCGCCUGUUCUGGAUCUGGCUCAAAUGGUGGGGACCCCACAACGACUACAAUGACUACAACAUCCGCUUGGAAGCACCCCUACCUCUGGAGGAGCCUUACGUACCUUGAACCGGAAUCUAUCGUCUACUCCGCGAAGCUCACGGACACCACAAAUAGUUCCCACUUGUGGACUGCGAAGUGGUGGACGCAGGGUGAUACUCCCGAAGGGUCCGUGGGCGUUUGGGUCGAUCAAGGAGCAUGCGUGUCGUCGAGGAAGGUCACAGCAGCACCCAAGCCCACCUCGACAGGUGCUAGAGGGUCAGGUCACUUUUCGCGAGAUGAUGCCUUGUAG
Molecule: messenger RNA, 1482 nt
Organism: Desarmillaria tabescens
Lineage: Eukaryota; Fungi; Basidiomycota; Agaricomycetes; Agaricales; Physalacriaceae
Product: glycoside hydrolase family 18 protein
Exons: 17
Coding region: 1-1482 (493 amino acids)
Biological process (GO): carbohydrate metabolic process
Cellular component (GO): extracellular region
Molecular function (GO): carbohydrate binding; chitinase activity
Source: RefSeq, a predicted model, not a curated record